AUGGAAAACUGCCAGAGAGGAUGCUCUUAUCGGGAAUUCACUUUCGCCGGUAGCAAAACAAUAAUCGUUCCCAACGGAAUAUCAAGAUCCGAUCUACAAGUUGUUACAACAAUGCAUAAGUUGGCUGAAGAUCGACAGCGAGAAUCAUACCGAAUACCUAUUUUGAUAUCUGCCCCUGGAGAUGCAUCGCACGAAAUCCCCGUCAAACUGGAACUGUACGAUGAUGACCGUCACAUCAAGUCAUCGCCAGAUGUGCAUCCUAUAGAACCCAUCCACGUGGUGAGGGUGGCAGAUCAGCAUUACCAGCACGCACCGCCACCGGUCUAUCAUGGUCCAGUUGCAGUGCCGGUCGACUAUCCCUACGGCAAUGAAGUAAGUAACACGGAGUUGCAAUUAAAGAACUAUGGAGAUCUUUCAGCCAUCCCUGGUUCCCCAGGAGUAGAUUAUCCUACGUACUCUUACUUGCCCACAACCGGGUUUGAAUGCAUGGAACAUACCUCUACCCCAGGAUUUUAUGCUGACGUAGAAACUAAAUGUCAGAUGUGGCAUUAUUGUCAACCAGAUGGACGACAUGAUCGCUUUUUGUGUCCAAACGGGACCGUCUUUGAUCAAUAUACCAGAGUCUGCAACUGGUGGUUCAAUGUUCGUUGUGACAACUCACUGUCCCUCUAUGAUAUCAACUUCGAUCUCUACCGGGAGCCACGAAAACUCGCUUUACAAACUUUGGAUUACCACCACCAAGAUUCACCAUCCCUGCAGCUCUAUGAAAGUCACCAUGCUGAAGAGCCCUCUGUCACUCUACAAAACCUCGACUACCACAGGGAGCGAUUGCUUUCAGAUAGCUACCACAAUGAAGUCCCAAAAGCAAGUGAUUAUCAAUCCCGCCAGGCAGCUCCAUCUUCUGCAGAAACCCCGAACAGUUUCCUUCGUCACGUGAAGGAUUUCGAAGCUGGAGUUGUACACAACGUACAACCUGAGCACUAUGUUCUUCCAAUUCCGUCUGCCGCAAGCCCUCAGGCAGUUCAUCGAUAUCCAGCCAAAAUUGCUCCAGCGCCAAAAGUUCACCACGACUAUGGAGAAAGAGGUGUCAUUGACUACGAUUCCAGCAACUCUUACACUCAAGCAACGCCAAGUGAAACACCCCGGAUCGCCAAAAAGGAAGGCGAGAAACGCAAACGCAAACAUAAAAAGCGAGUUUUGCGGAGGAAAGUAAGGAAGCAUCCUAAAAUCUACUCUAAACAUGAUGGUGAAGACAUUCCUACCUACAGAGAAGGAAAAGCUACUCCAGCAGGAAAGAGAUUUCGAGUUGUGAGACGGAGAAAGAGCAAUAAAAGUUAAAUUAAUUUAAAAUGUCUAUUCUUUUGAUGACAACUUGGAGCGUUUGAAUUGGUGAAUAUUCUUCUUAUCGUUUGUAAUCAGUGAUACAGCCUUUUUCUAGAUUUAAAGUAAACAGAUGCUUAGAAAACGAGACCGUUUUGAAUACAAACAUCUGUUAGAGUGCGGCUCUGACAGAUGACAUCAAAGAACAAAGCAUUGAAUGAUUUCAUUUGUUAAAAU
Molecule: messenger RNA, 1557 nt
Organism: Uloborus diversus
Lineage: Eukaryota; Metazoa; Arthropoda; Arachnida; Araneae; Uloboridae
Exons: 5
Coding region: 1-1338 (445 amino acids)
Cellular component (GO): extracellular region
Molecular function (GO): chitin binding
Source: RefSeq, a predicted model, not a curated record